AUGAUAAUUUUCAGAGUCGGACCGUGGAUUAGGUACAUUCCCAGACGCUUCGCUGACAUCGUCAGUGAGGCGAAUAUGAUGACGAACGAAAGCUCAGAACAGAGUCAUCGGGGUCGUAGAACGGAGGGCCGAGGUUUUCUUCGCACAAUCCAACAGACAAGAGCCCAAGACAACCCUCCUGCUGCAUCUGGUGAGGCCAAUCUACGAAUCUAUUCGGCCUGCCUUCUCAAACGAAAUGAAUAG
Messenger RNA from Protopolystoma xenopodis, 243 nucleotides. Lineage: Eukaryota; Metazoa; Platyhelminthes; Monogenea; Polystomatidea; Polystomatidae. The record is from the annotation of a GenBank genome assembly.